Cucumis sativus (cucumber) is the source of this 1446-nucleotide messenger RNA. RefSeq lists its product as uncharacterized. NCBI's taxonomy places the organism in Eukaryota, Viridiplantae, Streptophyta, Magnoliopsida, Cucurbitales, Cucurbitaceae. The coding region runs from base 630 to 1109 and encodes 159 amino acids. The record is from RefSeq and is a predicted model, not a curated record. The transcript has a single exon.
UAUUGUUGUUCAUGUAAUUUCCCACUUUGACUCAAUCUUCUUUCUCCAACAAAAGAUUAGGUUCAUAUUUGAUUGUAAGAAUGGAAAUGCAUCUCUGUAAACUCUCCCAAAUUUCUCUCAAACAGAAAAUUUCUUUAUCUCUUUCUUCUCCAAUCUUCCCCAUUUAUAGGAUCUCACCUCCAUUUCCUACCACACCCCAUUAAUUUCUCCCUCAAUUCCUUCACAAACCCUCCAUUCUUCAGCCUCCAUCGCCGCCUUCUUCGCCUUCUCCCCCUCCCUUAUCCCUCCCCCCAUCCGGACCCCGAUUUGCUGUUUCCCAGCAACUCUACUCCGCCGCCGUGAUCGCCUCCUCCAAUGGCUGCUCCUGCCUUGCUCGCUUUCUCUUAGCCUCCACACAUAUUUGUGGGAGGAGGAACUCGCGCUUCCAUUUCAUUCAUUUUGAUUUUGUUCUUGUUUUGUUCUCUGGUUGAUUCCUUCUCCCACAGGAAAUCGUUUGAAGAUUUGAUUUGAUUCGAAUCGGUUUUGAUUGUUUUUUUAGGGUUUUUUUUUUAUAUAUAUUUUUUAUGGAGGAAGUAUAGAGAAAGGAGUAAGGGAUUAGAGAUUUUGAAAUUAAAAUCUCUCAACUAAUUAUGUCGAAUACGAUUAUGUUUCGUCCGCCAUCGUCGAACCGUCGACAACCAUUGUUAACGAGCAAAUCUGCUUCCGGAAGUGUUCGGUUCGCGGAGGUAGCUGGCGGAACGACGGCGGAGUGUGCUGCUGUGUGUUGUUGUUGUCCUUGUGUUGUUAUAAACUUUCUUGUUCUCGCCAUUUACAAGGUUCCGGCUGGACUUUGCCGUCGUGCGUUGAGGACGAAGCGACGGCAGAGGUUGAAGAAAAAGGGAGUUACUCCGGCGAGGCGUGGACGGUUCUCUUUUGGGGGGUAUGAUGAGACGGAUAUUCAGAUACUUUCGGCGGGAAAAUUAGUGUACUCGUCGGAGCCAAGAGGGCAGCAAGCGGUGGAAACAGAGAGGAAAGUGAUGGAACUGGAAAAAGAGAUGUGGGAGAUUUUUUAUAGUACUGGGUUUUGGAGAAGCCCUUCACGGAGAGAUCAAACUUCGAUCUCUCAAUGAAAAAAUUCUUCUUCUUCUUCAUUUCUCUCAAUCUGAACCUUCACUGCAAAUUUUCCCGGAAAAACAGAAGGAAAAGGAAAGGAAAACUUUGUUGGAUCUGUGGUUUGAUGAUUUGGAAAUGGUGGUGGUGGUGGCGGACGGGGUUUUUCAUUUCUUGAUUGUUUUUGGAAUUUUAAUUUAUUUAUUGUGAGCAUUCAAGUUCUUCAUUUGUUUAUUUUGUUGUUGAAUUCAUGAUGUUUGGGUUCCGGGAAAAUAUUGUACUUUCUCUCAUUUUCACCUGGAAAUAAAAAAUACAAAACAAAUAAAAGUGAAAAAGAUAAGAUUUGGAUUUCUUUCA